UAUAAUUAUCUGUGUUAAAUUCAGUCGGUGUCUAGAUUCGUGAGUAAAAGGAAAUCCAUUCAUUGGUGUGCGUUAUCAUACUGUACGUAAAUAAAUUUUAUUCUCUGACUCAUAAAUUCGGGAUAGGCUUUUUUAAAAAAAAAAUGUCUAAAAACAUUGUGUUCGAGGGUUGGCUUACGAAAUCACCACCUUCGAAACGUAUUUGGAGAACUAAAUGGCGGAGAAGGUGGUUUGCCUUGCGACAGUCGGGUGAGCUCCCAGGGCAAUAUUUCCUAGAUUAUUAUGCCGACCGUAAUUGCAGACGGCUCAAGGGUACGAUCAACUUAGAUUUCUGUGAGCAGGUGGAUGCUGGAUUGCAUAUGGAACGUACAAAUCAAGGAGCACCAGACCCAAAGCUACGUGGCUCUGUAUUCACAAUUCAAACGCAAACACGAACAUACCAUCUUGAAGCUGAUUGUGAAUCCGAAAUGGAAAAAUGGGUCGAUGCAAUCUGUAGUGUAUGUGGUUUACGUGCAACUGAUGAAAUGCCAAGUUUCUCUGGCAUAUACCAAAACCAUGCAGUGGCUGUAGACAAUCACCCGCAUGCAAGGUCAAGAAGUAAUUCAAAUUUUGCAACACCCGCUGUUAAUGGUCAGGCUAGCUCAUCACCUGCUGUAAAUAAUGUUCACUACAGUGCCGUAGCCACGAAUGACCAACAUAAUUCCUUGGUAUCUAAUGAUCAAGAAAUUGCCAUUGCCCUCGCAAAUGAUCAAUAUGAUUGUGGUGAAAGCACUGGACCAUAUAUACCAAUAUCGGAAUGCAUUACAGGUGUUCGGGCUCCGGAUACUCAAAGAGCAUUCACAUUUGAUCCUAAAAAUAUUGUAACCAGCACAAAGACCUUUGAUAAGUCUGACGCUAGCAACAAAUUCAAAACAUAUUCGUAUCACGGCACACCUCAGAUACGCAUUAACAAUGUUGCAGUUGAAUCGGAAAACGAUUCUAACAGUGAGGACGAAUGUAGAUCACUGAACGCUAGUCAAUAUAACAUAGGAGAGGUAACGGUGGCGAAAAGUUUCACAAGGUUGAACAUAAAUUCACAACGCAAUAAUGGAACUGGUGAUGAUGGACCGCCGGUACCUCCGCGUCCACCGAAAACGUUCUCAUUGAACAAAGAUUUAGCGCAUCGUGAAUCUUUCCAUGGACCGAAAGUUCAAGAACCAAUCGAAUUUCAAGAAAAUACUUCUCCAUUCCCCUGGAUUUGCUUGCCACGUCAAACGCACCACAACACGGCGCCGUCGUCUCCCGGCCGUUCCGUCAUCAGCCACUGCGUCCGGACCACGGAUGAUGAAGAUGAUGCCGCUAUGGGACAUUCAAUGCAGUACUGUAAUCUUUCGACGCUACCGCCGGCUGUCGAUAGGGCGUUAAAACCUCGUCAUUCAAGUCACAGCAUCGGCAAUAUGUACAACUUCUCUGGAUUGGGAAUAUGUGACGAAUCGAAACCGGACGUAUUGCAGUAUUUAGAUCUCGAUCUUCAUACGUCUACACCUCCUUCGUCUAAUUCGCAAGACUUCAAGAAAUUAAGCAUUAUACACGGAAAAUCGCAUUCCUCUGCUGAUGCGGAUUCUGCGUAUAAAACCGUGGACUUCUUGAAGACAGAGGCGUUCAACAUCACACGUCAGGAUGCUGAAGCUUCUCGGAGCGUGCAACAAUGAUUGAGCCCUGACAUGGGUAGGAUCUAUAAACUAGUGAUAAACCCUAAUGACUUGUUCAUACGUUAAGAGAUGGACGCUCUCUGACUAUGAGACGAACUCUUGGACUUGUGUUGUGUAAAUAUAGGAUAUGACCGAACGCGAGGAAACGAUCGCAACUGUAAGUUUUAUGUUUUAUUAUACCGACGAGAUACCUUAAAGUAUUAUUUUACAUGUGUGUAAAUGUUUAUCGACAUGCAUAGUUUAGGACAGCACUAAUUGCGUUUUGUCCAUUAUGAUAUUCAAAGAUCGAGAAUCUGGUCGACUUUAUUUUAC
Vanessa tameamea is the source of this 2003-nucleotide messenger RNA. RefSeq names its product GRB2-associated-binding protein 1 (gene dos). NCBI's taxonomy places the organism in Eukaryota, Metazoa, Arthropoda, Insecta, Lepidoptera, Nymphalidae. The transcript is spliced from 11 exons. Gene Ontology annotation, cellular component: cytoplasm. The coding region runs from base 144 to 1691 and encodes 515 amino acids. The record is from RefSeq and is a predicted model, not a curated record. Gene Ontology annotation, molecular function: signaling adaptor activity. Gene Ontology annotation, biological process: signal transduction.